Paramisgurnus dabryanus is the source of this 5321-nucleotide messenger RNA. RefSeq names its product laminin, gamma 3 (gene lamc3). Gene Ontology annotation, cellular component: basement membrane. NCBI's taxonomy places the organism in Eukaryota, Metazoa, Chordata, Actinopteri, Cypriniformes, Cobitidae. Gene Ontology annotation, biological process: axon guidance; tissue development; animal organ morphogenesis. The record is from RefSeq and is a predicted model, not a curated record.
GCAUGAGAGAGUUUGUAUCCCAGGCUUGAUAGAGCUGUUGAAUAACCUGUUGAAAGGCAACAAGAUGGAAAUAAACUGUGGAUAGAAGGAUGAAGUAAUAUUUUGGAUUCUUCACACCUUUCCUGCUCAGUCAAAUAAUAAUGGAUAGACUCCACACGUCGCUUUCUCUUGUUCUUUUGCUUUUCACCACCUUCUCCUCUAUUCUUGCUGGUAUGGACUCUUGUUACGAUGAGGAGGGCAACCCAAACCGCUGCAUGCCUAAAUUUGAAAACGCAGCCUUCAAUCGUUCCGUGAUCGUUUCAAACGUGUGCGGCAUCCCGCCCGAGGACUACUGCAUGCAGACGGGCUCCACGCGAUCAUGUCACCGCUGUGACGCCUUUGACUUGGAACUGAACCGCAACGCCUCUUACCUGACGGACUUCCAUGCGGAUGAAGAGCACACCUGGUGGCAGAGUCAGUCCAUGUUCUAUGGAGUUCAGUAUCCUAAUUCAGUCAACCUUACUCUGCAUCUUGGUAAGGCCUUUGAGAUCACAUAUGUUCGUUUAAAGUUCUACACCAGCCGACCAGAGAGCUUUGCCAUCUACAAGCGUACAGAAGACAAUGGACCAUGGCAACCUUACCAAUAUUACAGCGCUUCCUGUCGUAAAACCUACAGGAGAGACAAGAAGGGCUUCAUACGUCCAGGAGACAAUGAGAGGAUGGCUGUCUGCACAGAUGAGUUUAGUGAUAUCUCUCCGCUAACUGGUGGAAAUGUGGCCUUCUCCACGCUGGAGGGACGACCCAGUGCCUACAACUUUGAUCAGAGUCCUGUUUUACAGGACUGGGUGACAGCUACAGAUAUCCUCAUCUCUCUGGACAGACUGAACACUUUUGGUGACGAGUUCUUCAAAGAUGCCAAAGUGUUGCGCUCAUAUUUUUAUGCCAUAUCUGACUUCUCUGUGGGGGGCAGGUGCAAGUGUAACGGUCACGCCAGUGAGUGCGGAACCAAUGAGGAGGGACGUCUGGUUUGUGCUUGUGAGCACCAUACCGCAGGGGUCGAUUGUGAACGCUGCGCUCCGUUCUACCAGGACCGCCCAUGGGCACGGGCCACUGCUGACUCAGCCAACCAGUGUGUGAGGUGUAACUGCAGUGGUCGUGCUGAUGAAUGUGUGUUUGAUGUGGAGCAGUACCGCAGCACAGGACACGGGGGGCGCUGUGUUGGCUGCAGGGGAAACACAGCUGGCCCUCACUGUGAGACAUGCAGAGAGAACUUCUACAGAUCAUCACCACAGCAGCCCUGUCAAAACUGCAACUGCAAUGCCUUAGGUUCCAUGAGUUUGCAGUGUGAUAACAAGGGAGUAUGUGUGUGCUGGCCAGGUGUUUCUGGUGUAAAAUGUGACAUUUGCAAGUCUGGUUUCCAUUCUCUCAGCCCUGGUGGAUGCAGGUUGUGUGAGUGUGAUGAGAGGGGAAGUGUGGGAGUGUGUUCAACUGAAGAUGGACACUGCCAUUGCAGAAAUAAUGUGGAAGGACAGUUAUGCAACAGGUGCAAACCAGGCUCCUUCAACCUUCAGCUGGAUAAUCCAGAAGGCUGUAAGAAAUGUUUUUGCUUUGGCCACUCCCUCGCCUGCUCAUCCUCCAAUCAGCAUGUUGCUGUCAAUAUUACUUCAGAUUUUCUAGAAGGUCCAGAUGGAUGGAGGGGUGUAUUCACCAGAGGGCAGGACCAAUCACUGAUCUGGAAGGAGGGAGAGGUUUAUCUGUUACCCAACAGAGAGGAGAAUGGUUUCUACAAAGCACCUGACAGAUUUCUGGGGAACAUGUUGCUAAGUUACGGGCGGACCCUUAGCGUGUCAUUUACGGCUGAACUGGAGGAGCUCUUGCCCAGAAGUGUGACCGUGGUGUUGGAAGGAUCGGGAAUAUCUGUUAGUGCUGAAUUAUACUCUCAACAGGAGCCUCAUCGCUCACUGGACAAGACACCCAUUAACACCUUCACUCUCAGGUUGACAGAGAUGGAUGUACAGCCACCUAUAACCCCACAUGAAUUUCUCAGAAUGCUCUACAAUUUGACUGCUCUACAUAUUUACAACGCAGGAGGCCAGAACUACACCUCACAACUCUCCAUGGUAACCCUUGAAUCUGCAGUCCAGUUAACUUAUAUGGGAGGACAUGGUCCACUUGCUUCAUGGGUGGAAGUUUGCUCAUGUCCCACGGGAUUCAUGGGACAAUUCUGUGAGCUCUGUGCCCCUGGAUUCACCCGGGAGACCCCUAAUGGUGGACCCUUCUCCCAUUGUGUACCCUGUAAUUGCAAUCAACAUGGGACCUGCCACCCUGAGACAGGUGUGUGUGACUGCACAGAUUACACCACUGGCCUCUAUUGUGAGCGUUGUCAGGAUGGUUACUAUGGCAACGCAUUGACUGGCAGCCCAGGUGACUGCUCACCUUGUCCUUGUCCAGAUCGCACCACCUGUGCCCAGGUACCAGGCACAGGGGACGUUGUUUGUACCAACUGCCCAACAAGCCAGAGAGGUGUAAGGUGUGAACUGUGUGAGGAUGGUUUCUAUGGCAACCCUCUGGGCUGGGGUGGCGAAGUUAAGCCUUGUGAGAGGUGCACAUGUAAUAGGAAUGUGGAUCUUAACGCAGUGGGUGUGUGUGAUCAUGUGACUGGACGCUGUCUGAAAUGCCUUGGACAUACAGCUGGAGACCAUUGUGAAAAAUGCAGAUCUGGUUACUAUGGUAACGCUUUGGCUGGUGAUGUCAGCCCAGAGCAAAAGUGCAAACCUUGUGCCUGUAAUGUUGCGGGAACAUCAGGUCCUUUGAAUGACUGCCACCCAGAAACAGGAAAUUGUGUUUGCAUGACUCAUGUGACAGGAAGGGACUGUGGACAAUGUGAAGCUGGCUACUUUAAUCUGCAGCUAGGCUUUGGCUGUGAAAUGUGUAACUGCAAUCCUAUUGGCUCCUCCUCUUCAGCAUGUCAUCCAGUCACAGGCCAGUGCAUGUGUCGAACAGGUGUGGAGGGGACGUCAUGUGAUGCUUGUCGAACCGGCUUCUUUGGUUUUUCCUCAAGAGGCUGCAGAGCCUGUAAUUGUGACCCCAUGGGCUCGACCUCCAUGCAGUGCCAUGACAAUGGGACGUGUUCUUGUCGCCAGGGGUUUGUUGGUUAUAAGUGUGACAAGUGUGAAUUAAACUUCUACCAGAACCGGCUGACUCACCAAUGUGAAGAGUGUCCAGUGUGCUACAGUCUAGUCAGAGACCAGGCCGGUAAACUGAAAGCCAGACUACAGGAGUUGGAGACACUUCUCUCUAGCUAUGACUGCAACAAACACAUUCGCCAGUAUAAGCCCAGACACCAGCAUAACAGUCUGGACAAUCACAUUCAGAAGGACCAGGAUGAAGACUACCUGCCCAAUGCCCUUGAAGACCUUCUUGCUAUUCAAGAGGCUCGCGAGGCCUUCAUCAAGCAGUUCUCACAGCUGGAAACAUCUGCUCAGACCUUACAGCUGCAGCUGCGCAACAUCGCAGCGGCGCUGAACUGCAACCUCACAGCGGGCGUUGAGGAAUCAACAGAGGAAAAAGAAACUUCAAGGAGGGAACAUGAGUGCCGGGAGCUUGUUGACACGCUGUCGGCUGUUCUUAAUAUGCAAGAACAACUUCAAACGAUGACUGAUGACCUUAACAGCAUGGUCAUCCCUACUGUCAUUCCGAAAGAGCCAAAUGAAUGGAACAUCAUAGUGAAUGAAUCUGAGAUGCUGGUUAAAAGUCAUAUAGACAUGGCAGCUCAUAUAGAACAGACUGCAAAAGAUGCCUUCAAAACGGCUAACAAAGCCUAUUCUCAACUCAUCGGUCUGCUAGAAGACAACUCUACACAAUCUUAUAUACAACAUCUCACAGUCAAGCUGGAGGAGAUGCAACGGUUGAAGGAGAACCUGACUCUAGAGGUUAAUGAGACUCAAGCGACACAACUGUCACUUCAAAAGCAGAACUCUGAGAUUGCCGCUCUUUUACAGAACAUCAGCACAUCAGUGUCACAACAGCACAGGACGGAUGUCAAUUUCACCUUCACGGGAGAGAAGACCAACAUAACAUCGCAAAUAUUCAAUCAAACAAAUGUCACAAUGACUCAGGAUCCAAAACUCUCUCAGAGCAAUGAGCUGAUGAACAGAACAGCAGAGUUGGACAUGAAAGUCCAGGCUGAAGAGCAUCUGGUUAACAAGACUAAAGAGGAAAUUCAGCCUCUUGUGGAUAGUGCAAAAGAACACCUGGAAACUGUUCAGAAGCUUGAGCAGAUGACGACUGUGGCUGAAGGAUUUAAAGUGUCAGCCAUCUCCUCUGUGGUGACAGGGAAAAAGAUUGAGGCGGAAAUUCUGUCUCUGCAAAAUGGUCUAGGAGACAUUGAGCGAGAUUGGCCUCGACUGCGCACCCUCAACAAAGAGUUUCUGAAGAGAGAGAAGGGGCUUAAGGAAAAGGUCCUGGUGGAUGUGAAGAAAAAAGUGAAGCAAGGAGAGAGGAUGAACAAAGCUGCAACUGAGAAUGCUAUGGCUGCUAACAACACGGCUAAACUCGCUGAGACGUCUGCAGCAACAGUGGCUAAAGAGGCCAAAGUGUCCUUCACACGGGGGAAGCGGACAAAACAUGCAUCUGCACAGCUGAGCUCAGGGCUGGAUGUCACCCUUGAGCAGUUGACUGAGUUGGAAAGCCAAGCUGCAGGGAAGCUGAAAGCCGCGUUGGCCGAGGAGGACUUGCUUUCUUCAGAGAGUGUCUUAGGCAGCAUGGAGACAGCCAAGGGUCAGCUGGAGUCAUUUACAGAAAUACUAGCUGAGCUCCUACAAAAACUGGAAGAUAAAGUGGCGCUAGAGAACUUUGACAACAUCCUAAAUGCGACAGCAGCCCAUCUUCAUGUUCUCAAAGAUGCUGUGGAGAGCCCAGCACUCACAGGAAAGAUCCACAAACUUCACAAUGCUGCACACAGUCAAGAGAAACAGCUUCAAAGUCUUGAAGAGAACCUACGGGAGAUUCGAGAAGAAAGAGACAGUCUGACCGACAUCGUCCAGAACUUGCCCAAAUGCCCUCAAAGCCUGCACUGAGCUUGUGCAAGGGGGAAGGAAGGGGAAUUAUAGAGACUGUGUAUUUCUAUGAGGAAUCCCAACAUAUAAAUCUCUCUGUCAGAGAGAUGUUGACUUAGAUCAAGAGAAAUAUUCACCUUAGAUAACAACAAAAGCUGAAGUGAAAAGGAGAAAAAAAAUCAUCUGUCUGCAGUCCUUCACUCUAAAAACAAACGGUGCUUUAUAGCACCAAAAGUGGUUCUUUGCUCAUAAUCAUAGAAGAACCAUUUUUAGUGCCAUAUAGCA